GCAACAUGAAUCAGAAUAAUCAGAUGCCCCAACCAUUCAUGUUCUGACUGGUUUCAUAGCACAAUGUCUAUAUUCAAAGUAAAACAGUGGUGGUCAAAUAAUGAUUCGCGGGGAGACCAAGCUGAUGUGGGAACCCAAAAUGGUGGUUGUCUUAAAGUGGACAGAUUUAGCUCUCAUAGCGAUAGUGACUGUAUUGUUACUGGUGAAGGAUCAAUACUUAAACUUUACAAGCCAAGUGGUCAAAAUGCAUCGCAUAUUCUACUAGAAAGUAAUUUCAAUUUGCCUAUACUACAAAUUGAAACUGGGAAAUUCAUAGCUGGAAAAGAAGACAGACAAAUCUUAGUUCUGCAUCCACAAAGCUAUGCCGUCUAUCAAUUAAACAGGAAGGAAGGCCAUACAGACGUCGGAGAUCAAAAUGCCCUCGAGUCGGUUGUUAAGCAUUCCUUCACACGUCGGGCCUACAGCGUGACAUGCGGUCCCUUCGGCAAUAUUAAAUCAAGGGACUUAAUAUGUGUGCAGUCUCUUGACGGUACUUUGAGCUUCUUUGACCAAGACACGUUUCUCUUCAUGUGCAUCUUUAGCGAUGUUAUAAUCCCGGGCCCCGCGUGUUACGUAGCUAGCUGCGAUUCCUUCGUUGUUUGCAAGUCGACGUGGGUGUUAGAAAUAUACAGCUAUCAGCAAUUGAGAGAGCUCAGUGAACUAACCACCAGACAAAAUAAAAAGAGCAUUCCGCAAUGGGUUUACAAUGCCGGCGAGGAAGUGACGUCGCUACAAGCUAUCCAGACAAGCAGCAAUUUCUCAAGCAUCAUUGCCCUGGGUGAGAGACAUCUGUACUGCUUCCAAGACAAUGGUCUCAUGAAGUAUAUGAUCAAGUUUGAUUACUUGCCUAUUUGUUUCAACGCGUAUCUAAUUGGCUGGUAUUAUGAACCAGGAUCCCGUCUCCUAGUAAUGGUCGCCUCUGAAGACUCUAAGCUAUUUGUAUACGAAAACACCACUUUACUAUGGUCCUGCGAUCUGCCUCAUUUCGCAAUAUCGAUAUCGCGUUGUUUCCUAAAGUUGCUACCAGGUGGCGUUGUCACGCUCUCCAAUAAUGGUACUAUUCAAGUCAGCUAUAUGGGGACGGAACCCGAUUUAAAUGCGAAUGCUGGGUCGAUGAUAAAUGAUGUUAUGGAUCCGGAGGUCGUACAAGCUGAGUUAGAUAAUGUUGAAGAGACACUGCAGAGAAUUCUGGAAAGUAAAGAAGAAAUAACCGACCAAUAUCCUACAAUAGACAAAAUAAUAACCAUAAAAGCUGACGCCGGAAAACCUGUCCAAAAUCUAUUCCAAGAAUUCACGCAAGACGGCGCCUUACAUUUAUGCCCAGUUGUCCUCAUAAUAACAUGUGAAGACCCAAAGAUGGUUCAAAGUAUUCAGAUCACAUAUGUGUGCUCUCCGCCCUUUGCCUGCUCCGAAUCUGUGAUAUGCUUAGAUAGUAUAAAUGGCAGUGAAAUAGUGGAAACUCAAGUAUUUAUGUCCAGUGACGCGGAUAUCUCUGAUACGUUCGUCCGAAUCAUGCUGACUGUUACGGAUGCUAAAGGAAAGAUAGAUGUGCUGAAUAAGAAAGUGUUAUUGCCGGCGAGUUUGUAUUGCGUGCCUAGCGAAGAUGCUCAUGAGAAUAAUAUAGUUUUGUAUUUGACUGUGAAUAAACCUUGCAUUAAGUUUAAUGAGAUAUUUACAGAUUUUUCGGAAGAAGAAAUGGCAGAACAUGGAGACUUGUCAGAAUCAGUAACUUUCUCAUAUAGGAAUACAAAGAGAAACGUAACAGUUAGGGCAGCGGUAAAACAAUACUCCGUAGAGGCGAAGGAAUUUUCAGAUAUUGUUGCGAUAUUAGACCAUCUGGUUAUAAAGUUAUCUGACCAUUACGCUAGGAUGGACAAGGCAGAUUUUCGCUAUAAUUUUCAAUUCGACUGUGAAUUAAGCAAGCAGAUUAUUGUCAAGUUGCUAAAAAGUAUCGAAGUUCAUGCAAAGGAAAGAAUUAAGUUAAAAAGCUCGGAGGAUGAAUUGAACGUACUCCAAAGACAGUUCACUUUAGUACAGAAAAGGCUACUAGUACAAUACGGGUCGCUCCCGCCCGGAGACUGUGAUCCUUUGGAGUAUCUUAUGAAGGACACUCACAGCAGAUUGAUUACAUGUGUUAACGAUAUUAUACAAGGCAAGAAAGCUGUUUCUAGAGCAAGUAGCACUGUAACUACAGUUGGUAACCUCAUUGUGCGUAUUCUGAAACAUACUACGCCGGAUACUUUUAAAAUAAAAUUAAUAGAAGAAAUGUUGGCGCUAAAUUCUUUAUAUGAAGAUUUUCAAGAGUUGGAAGAAACGGUUACUCAAGCAUUAUCGUACAUUGUGAACGAAGUGUUGAAAAAAUCAGAAAAGGAUAGAGAGAAAUUAGCACCAGUUACUGAACAGGGGAUACUGUCUCAUAUUAAUUUAAAGAGGUUUUUGAAGCAGAUCAAAAUGAUCAUGGAUCGAAUGUUUGAAGAGGCAGGGGCAAGCGGAACUGAGACUGAUAAAAAGGGAAAAGUGAUACGAAUUGAAGAGUUUGUGGAGGUGUUAUGAAUUUUCUAUACCUAAUCAAGCAACUUUGGGACUCAAGUCUCAAGUUUGUUAAAUAUAUACAUUUUAUCUUCACAGACAAAAA
Messenger RNA from Cydia strobilella, 2674 nucleotides. It is a transcript of the gene BBS9, whose product is annotated as protein PTHB1. Gene Ontology annotation, molecular function: protein binding. The record is from RefSeq and is a predicted model, not a curated record. NCBI's taxonomy places the organism in Eukaryota, Metazoa, Arthropoda, Insecta, Lepidoptera, Tortricidae. The transcript has 11 exons. Gene Ontology annotation, cellular component: BBSome; membrane. Gene Ontology annotation, biological process: cilium assembly. The coding region runs from base 64 to 2592 and encodes 842 amino acids.